Molecule: messenger RNA, 4571 nt
Organism: Salmo salar (Atlantic salmon)
Lineage: Eukaryota; Metazoa; Chordata; Actinopteri; Salmoniformes; Salmonidae
Gene: angpt1
Product: angiopoietin 1
Biological process (GO): blood coagulation
Source: RefSeq, a predicted model, not a curated record
CGAGAGAGAGAGAGAGACUUGUCCAUAAACACACAUUCCUCUGCAGUCUCUGUGAGGGGCAGGCUCAGAGUGUGCUGGAAGCCUGGUGCUGUUCUUUAGUGAGCCUCGCUCCAGUUGUUUAGUCACACAGGGAAACCAGAGCAGAGACGGAGGAGGAAGAGCAGAGCAGUCACACAAGAGGAGGUCUGACGACACUAUCCGUAUGCACUGACCCUUGUAUUUAACACAUGUAGACAUACAUGCACACGCGCAUGCUGCAUUGAUACAGUGUAAACAAGGACCAUCUAUAUAAACACACAAGCUGUCACGGUGCAACACGUGUAUGCGGCGAGCCCUGGACAACUGGACUUCUGGCUGACUUCUGACCGGACACAUAGCGCUCCAGCAGCCCAUUACAAGAGUGUGUGUGUAAGUGUGUGUGAGCACACCGGAGAUGCCCUCCAGACCUUCUCACAGUAGGAGGUCCAGCACGGGGAUGGAUGACACAUGUUCUACAUCGACUGGGAUCCUUACAGCAUUCUGAUCCACUAAAGGAAAUACUGGCCCAAGACUGACCGCUAAACAGAAGAAAAGUCAUCCAGAAGCCAACGAUAAAAGGACUUUACUUUUCAACCUUUCCCCCAGGCUGGAAUGAUGUUGUGGAACAAGUUUGCCUACCACUUGCUUUCGUUGGCAGCCCUACUGGUGGCAGUGGGCUGCAGCGGAGGGGAGCAUAGAAAAGGGACAGAUGGCAGUGCCAGCAGCGCAGGACAGGGCAGCACAGGUGGCAGCACGGGUAGCAGUAGCAGCAGUAGUAGUAGUAGUAGUGAAAUUAGUAGCAGCAGUAAUCGGAGGUACCACAGAGUCCAGCAUGGACAGUGCACCUACACUUUUAUCCUACCUGAGGGCGAUGGCAGCGGAGGGAAUUCGUGCCGACAAGGGAAAGCAGCGACGCAGUUUAACAGCGCCAAUGCGCUGCAGAGAGACGCUCCACCACUGGAAGAGGACUUCGCUUCCCAGAAGAUCCAACACCUGGAGCACGUCAUGGAAAACUACACUCAGUGGCUGCAGAAGAUUGAAAACGACAUAAAGGAGAGCAUGAAGACAGAGAUGGCCCAGCUGCAGCAGAGUGCCGUUCACAACCACACGGCCGCCAUGUUGGAGAUGGGCACCAACCUCUUGUCCCAGACGGCCGAGCAGACCCGCAAGCUAACGGAUGUAGAGACGCAGGUUCUGAACCAAACCUCCAGACUAGAGAUUCAGCUGCUUGAGAACUCCCUGUCCACCAACAAGCUGGAGAAGCAGCUCAUGGUGCAGACCAACGAGAUCAGAAAGCUCCACGACAAGAACGGGUUCAUGGAGCAGAAGAUGCAGGAGAUGGAGUCUCGACACCGGGAGGAGCUGGGGACGCUGCGGGAGGAGAAGGGAAGCCUGCAGGCUCUGGUGGGGAAACAGAGUGGGGUGAUCCGUGAGCUGGAGACCCAGCUGACCAGGGCCACGGGCAACAGCACCGCCAUGCAGAGGCAGCAGCAGGAAAUGAUGGACACAGUGCACAACCUCAUCAGCCUCUGCAACAAGGACGGAGUCCCAAACAGCACGAAGCGGGUGGACGAAGAGAAGAAGUUUCGGGACUGUGCCGAUCUGUACCAGGCUGGUUUCUACAAGAAUGGGGUCUACACCAUACAUAUUAAUGCCCAGGAGACAAAAAAGGUGCAUUGUAACAUGGAGACCGCUGGCGGUGGAUGGACGAUCAUCCAGCGAAGAGAGGAUGGCAGCGUCGACUUCCAGAAAACGUGGAAGGAGUACAAGACGGGCUUUGGGACCGUUUCUGCAGAGCACUGGCUGGGGAAUGAGUUUGUAUACCUGCUGACCAGCCAGAGGCAGUAUGCCCUUCGUGUGGAGCUCACCGACUGGGACGGACACCAGGCCUUCUCCCUGUACGACCGCUUUCACAUCGAUAGUGAGAAACGCAACUACAGACUGUUCCUGAAGAGUCACAGUGGGACAGCAGGCAGGCAGAGCAGUCUGGUGAUCCACGGGGCAGACUUCAGCACCAAAGACAUGGACAACGACAACUGCAUCUGCAAGUGUGCCCUCAUGCUCACAGGGGGUUGGUGGUUCGAUGCCUGCGGCCCGUCCAACCUAAACGGAAUGUACUUCACCAAAGGGCAACACAUCGGGAAGCUAAAUGGCAUCAAGUGGCACUACUUUAAGGGUCCCAGCUACUCGUUACGAGCAACAACCAUGAUGAUUCGUCCGCUGGACUUCUCAUAGACAUCGAGUGCGUCCAGAAUGGCACCCUAUUCCCUAUAUUAUGCAAUACUUUAAAUUAGUGCACCAUAUAGGGAAUAAGGUGCCAUUUCAGAUGCAACGUUAGAGUUCCACUCCACACUCUCUGUAAGGCCAAUGGGACAACUAUAUUAGAAGGAAUGCUUCCUGCUUUACCCUGUUACUAUCGUUUCACCAUAACAACUUUGGAGUUUGUCCGGAGGGGAACUCUACACCACCUGGCUGUUGCUUGGUAACGUUACUCCAGGAGUCAGCCUGGAAGUGUGGUUGGAGAGAAGAGGGCUUGUGGAAUGAGAGAGGGUCUCGUCUUAUCAUAGAGCUAAACUGUGAGUGAUGAACUCCUUGCGAAGUUGGAGGACAAACUGCUUCGCUCUUUUUUUAUAUUUGACGCAUGAACUCAAGUAGAGUUCAGCUCUCACCCCAGGCCUGUGGACUCUCACCCCAGGCCUGUGGACUCUCACCCCCAGGCCUGUGGACUAUUGGGGUAGACUUCUCUCCUUUUUGGGAACUGACUGCAACAUUGCAGCUUUGUCUGCAUAUGUAGGCUACAUGACAGACUACACAACUACCCAUAGACUACAUGACAGACUGCGUAGAUGCCUUCAGACUACACGACUCCCUAUGUGCAUCUGGAAUGUUCUCACAACCAUAUGGGAGAUAUAGGCAUUUUUAUAGAGGUGUUGCACCAAGACAUUGAGACAUUGAACAAUGUUUUGUUUUUCAUGCUUUUUAUUUCUAUAUAGCCUAAUACAUUUGGAAUGACAUGAUGUUUUUUCUACAUAAGUCACUCUGGAUCGUUUCUGGAGAGGAAAAGUCACAAGUCACAAGGUCACCUUCAGUAUAAAAUGUCUUAUAUGUACUACGAACUCCACAGGCAGUUCUGAGAACAAGUCUGGCUCAGUCAAUGGUUUGCUGCCACUUAUAUAGUUGUUGUCCUGCCAGAGUGUGCUGAUUAUUUUCAAAGUUCAAAAUGCCACGUUAUUAUUGGAUUUGGCAACUGACGGAGAUUUAUCUGCAUUUUGUAUUGGCUGAUAACCAAUGGCUGCCAAGGCUAAAAAUGUGGUGAUGUUCUUUCCUCAUUUAAAUAUGAAAAAUAAUAUACUGUAAUGAAUACAGAUGCAUAUUAUAUAUAUAUAUAUAAUAUUAAAGCAUUGCCAUACAGUAACUAGUAAAAUUGUGUAUAAGAAGGACAACAUUAUUUGUUACACCAAACCAAUUGAAGGUAGUGCACGUUAUGCACUAUUUAUCUCUACUAGAUGUUGUAUGAAUAUGGUAAGUUUUCCAUCUCAAGUAUUGCAAUACAUCUACCCCCCUAAAGCGUAAAGAAAUGGUUGGAGUUAUUAUACAUUUUCUGAGAGUUUUUGGAACCCUUUGAACAUCAGAUUGUGAUUUUUCAUUUGAAAACACUGUACAGUAUACAGUAUUGGGGUACAGCAAAGUGUAGAUGAUCUGAACCAUUCCGACCACAUAAAAAAAAAACCUACCUAGCCAUUGUGUGCGCUUGGAUCAUAGCUUCAUAAAUGUUCCUUUCAAAUGGUACUCCUCAGUUUGCUUUGCUUUAGCAAUGGUUUUUUUUAAAAAGGGGAAGAGGUUAUGUUAUGAAUAAUCACCUUUUUAUGACCGGAGGUGGCUACAGGGCCUUGACAGAAAUGUGGUCUGUCCAUAUUUUGAAACUCUAACCACUGACCAAAAGAUAAGUCCCAUUUUAUUGGAAACACCCCACAACGUCCUUCGAAUGUGUCUUUGCUUAGACAUACAACCGCACUGAACCCCAGAUCCAGACAGGUUUUUCCUCUUUCAUCAUUUUAGCUUAGAAACGGUUGUUUUAAUAACGUUUGGCUGAGGCAUAAAAUGGAGGAUUCCUUUAAGUGUACUGUGUGUACUUGUAAUGCAUUACUACCAGCAUGAAACAAGAAAGAAUGUACGGUUUAAUAUACAAUGUUACUAAAGGUGGGCUACAUGUUGAGGAAAGACACAUGGAACUUGUAAAACUAUGAAAUGACAUGUUUAUUAACAUACUAAAAUUGUAUAAUUUAAGUGUAUAUGUAAAAUAACUUUCCUGAGGAAAGCCACUCCUUUUUGUUUUUAUUCCUCCAGAACCACAGUGGUGUUUUAACGUUGAGCAUAAACCACAGAAGUAAUAAAAAUAAGAGUUGAGAAACGUGCCUUAAAUGACUCUGCUUUUACCUCAUUAAACUGUAGAUUUGAUAUUUUAAUUAAACUACAUUUUUUUUGUAACAAGUGGAUCGAAAUGUCAAGUUGUUAAACUAAAUAAAAAGCAUGUGAUGCAAUAAUGUUUUCAA